AUGGAUGAUGAGAUGACAUUCAUUCUGUCUGAUAAACCGAUAAAGAUUGAGAAAGACAUAAAGGAAUGGACAACUGAUGAUAAAAGGAGAAACAAUCUGGAUAAUCACUGCAGAAGCCACAUCUUCAAGUCUCUGGAUAGAAACACUUUCAGUAUGGUCAGAGAAUGCAAAACUGCAAAGGAGGCAUGUGAAAUGGUGAUUCAACUCCAUGAGGGAAAUAAAAGAACCAAGGAAAACAAGAUAAUGGUAGCUACCCAGAAUUUUGAAAACAUCAAAAUGAAGCCAGGUGAAACCAUGAAGGAGUUUAGUGAUCGAUUCACAAAUGUGGUAAAUGAAUUGUCGGUUCUCGGAAAUAAAUAUGAUAACAAGGAAAUAAUCAUCAAAGCUUUGAGAUCUCUCCCUAGUACAUGGGAUAUAAAGACGAUGGUGGGAAUGCAGAAAGCCAAGAUGGGAUGA
Molecule: messenger RNA, 456 nt
Organism: Impatiens glandulifera
Lineage: Eukaryota; Viridiplantae; Streptophyta; Magnoliopsida; Ericales; Balsaminaceae
Exons: 2
Coding region: 1-456 (151 amino acids)
Source: RefSeq, a predicted model, not a curated record